Scomber japonicus (chub mackerel) is the source of this 963-nucleotide messenger RNA. RefSeq names its product SYF2 pre-mRNA-splicing factor (gene syf2). Gene Ontology annotation, cellular component: Prp19 complex; post-mRNA release spliceosomal complex; catalytic step 2 spliceosome. The record is from RefSeq and is a predicted model, not a curated record. Bases 13 to 735 code for a protein of 240 amino acids. The transcript is spliced from 7 exons. Lineage: Eukaryota; Metazoa; Chordata; Actinopteri; Scombriformes; Scombridae.
GGAAGAAGAACUAUGGCGUCGUGUAGUGGGGAGUCAAGCAACCUUACAGCCACCGAGGAGGAGGCGACCGAGACUUCUACGUCCCAGAAAAGAGAAGCGAGGCUCCGAAAAUUUCGAGAGUUACAUUUUAAAAGGAAUGAAGCACGUAAGCUCAAUCACCAGGAGGUUGUGGAGGAGGACAAGAGGCUGAAACUCCCUACUAACUGGGAGGCUAAGAAAGCCCGUCUGGAGUGGGAGCUUGCUGAAGGUCAAAAGAAAAAGGAUUGUGCUGACAGAGGUGAGGACUAUGACAGAGUGAAACUGCUGGAGGUCACUGCUGAUGAUGCUGAGCGCUGGGAGAGAAAGAAGAAGAAGAAGAAUCCAGACACAGGAUUUGCAGGUUAUGCUGAGGCCCAAUUCAGACAAUACCAGAGGCUCACCAAGCAGAUCAGACCAGACAUGGAUGGCUACGAGAAACAGAGAGAGGAAUGUGGUGAAGACUUCCAUCCCACGUCCAAUAGCCUGAUCCACGGAACUCAUGUCCCUACAAAGGAGGGCAUUGACCGCAUGGUGGAAGAUGUUGAGAAACAGAUCGAGAAGCGGUCCAAGUACAGCCGACGCAGGGCCUACAACGACGAUGCAGACAUUGACUACAUCAACGAGAGGAACGCCAAGUUCAACAAGAAGGCGGAGCGCUUCUACGGCAAAUACACAGCAGAGAUCAAACAAAACUUGGAGAGAGGCACAGCUGUCUAAUGUCCAACACUUCAGUUUUCUCUUCAUUUAACAGUCUUGGAUGCAUCUUUUUCUUCCAAGAAUAUAUGUAUUAAUGGCUAAAACGGACUGUGUAUUGUAACGCUGAGGUUAUUUUGAGUUGAAAGAUAAUUCAAUCAUCUGUAAGAUAUAUAGUGUUUGGUGUCUCUUUGUACAGUAUAAGUAUUCUUAUCCUUAUUUUGAAAUAAACCACUUUCAAUUUUCCAGUUA